Messenger RNA from Sphenostylis stenocarpa, 1563 nucleotides. The record is from the annotation of a GenBank genome assembly. Lineage: Eukaryota; Viridiplantae; Streptophyta; Magnoliopsida; Fabales; Fabaceae.
AUGGCGCUUUCUUCAACCAAAGAGUUAUCUCCAACAGUGGCCACACUAGCACUCGUCUUCUUCCUUUUGUUUUCCCAGAGUGUGUUUGGUGCCUCAUUUGGCAGGACCACUAACACCGUCGGAUCGGAGUUGCUGAAGGUUUCGCCUUCAGAGUUCGAGGGGACAGUGAAAAGUGUGGUUGAUGUGUUGCAAGAUGUGACCUCCAUUCUCUCUGAGUUCGGUUCUGGCUUCGGAGACUUGCGUCUUUCUAACGCCAUCUCUGAUUGUCUAGAUUUGCUUGACCUCUCCUCUGAUGAACUUGAUUGGUCUGUCUCUGCUACCCAGACUCCCCAAGGGAAGCAUAACAGUACAGGGAAGCUAAGUUCAGAUUUGAGGACAUGGCUAAGUGCUGCACUUGCGAACCAAGACACAUGCAUGGACGGAUUCGACGGCACCAACGGCAUUGUGAAGGAUUUAGUGUCCUCGGGGCUAGGCCAAGUUAUGUCAUUGCUGCAACAACUUCUCACACAGGUGAACCCCAAUUCGAACCAAUUCCCUUCCUCUUCCACACAGGGGCAGUUUCCGAGGUGGGUCAAACCAGGGGACAGGAAGCUGCUUCAGGCAAAUGGGUUGGUCGUGGAUGCGGUGGUUUCUACCGAUGGCACCGGGAACUUCACCAAACUCAUGGACGCUGUCUUGGCUGCGCCUAAUUACAGCAUGAAACGCUACGUGAUAUACGUGAAGAGAGGGGUUUACCAUGAGAACGUUGAGAUCAAGAAGAAGAAGUGGAACCUCAUGAUGAUCGGAGAAGGCAUGGAUGCUACUAUCAUCUCCGGUAACAGGAGCUACAUCGACGGUUGGACCACGUUUCGGUCAGCAACUUUUGCUGUGAGUGGCAGAGGAUUCAUAGCACGAGACAUUACCUUCCAGAACACAGCAGGAGCAGAGAAGCACCAAGCAGUGGCACUCAGAUCAGACUCUGACCUCUCUGUGUUCUACCGAUGUGGCAUUUAUGGCUACCAAGACACCCUCUACACUCACACCAUGCGCCAAUUCUACAGAGAAUGCAGAAUCAGUGGCACCGUGGAUUUCAUUUUUGGUGAUGCCACUGCCAUUUUCCAAAACUGCCACAUAGAGGCCAGAAAAGGGUUACCAAAUCAGAAGAACACCAUCACAGCUCAUGGCAGGAAAACCCCUGAUGAACCAACUGGUUUCUCCAUCCAGUUUUGCAACAUUUCUGCUGAUUCUGACCUUGUCAACUCGGUUAACUCCACCCACACGUACCUUGGCAGACCCUGGAAGCAAUAUUCUAGAACAAUUUUCAUGCAAUCUUACAUCAGUGAUGUGGUGCGGCCAGAAGGGUGGUUGGAGUGGAAUGGGGACUUUGCCUUGGACACAUUGUACUAUGCAGAGUACUUGAAUUAUGGGCCCGGUUCAGGGCUUUCUAACCGAGUGAAAUGGCCAGGGUACCAUGUCAUGAAUGAUUCUAGCCAGGCUAGUAAUUUCACAGUAUCACAAUUUAUUGAGGGGAAUCUCUGGUUACCAUCAACUGGUGUAGCAUUCACAGCUGGAUUGAACGAAUGA